Aedes albopictus (Asian tiger mosquito) is the source of this 2731-nucleotide messenger RNA. RefSeq names its product microtubule-associated protein RP/EB family member 1 (gene Eb1). Gene Ontology annotation, cellular component: spindle midzone; cytoplasmic microtubule; microtubule organizing center. Gene Ontology annotation, biological process: protein localization to microtubule; regulation of microtubule polymerization or depolymerization; spindle assembly. The transcript has 6 exons. Gene Ontology annotation, molecular function: microtubule plus-end binding. Bases 395 to 1261 code for a protein of 288 amino acids. The record is from RefSeq and is a predicted model, not a curated record. Lineage: Eukaryota; Metazoa; Arthropoda; Insecta; Diptera; Culicidae.
GUUCGCGACGACAGUUUGAAACUGAAACUCGCUCCGAUCGAAAGCAAAGAGAAGUUCGCGGUGUACGUAUCCUUUUCGCUCGAGUGCGGCAGAUAUGCAUACGGCUGCUGGCAGUGUUCUGUAGUGAAAAAGUGAUAUUUAUGUGCUUUCCGUAUAUUUUCAGUGACCACUGUUAGCGUAAAUCGUUGGGAAUCUAGCCAAAGUGAAUGGUUAUCGGUUGUUCGGGGUUGAAAACAGCCGGAAAAGUGAUAAAACGUUCCCGGAAGUGUGCAGAGUCGCAGAAAUUUUCUAGCUUUUUUUCUUCUCGUUUUCCCUGCACGGCGGUGGAGCAGCACCAGAGCAAGCAGACAGAUACACGGAUUCGAGUCAGCAGCGGAGAAAUUUUUGCUAAAAAAUGGCCGUGAACGUGUACUCGACGAACGUAACGACAGACAACCUGUCGCGGCAUGACAUGCUCUCGUGGGUCAACGACUGCCUCCGGUCGCAGUUCACGAAAAUCGAAGAACUAUGUACGGGGGCCGCCUACUGUCAGUAUAUGGACAUGCUCUUCCCGGGCUCAGUGCCAAUGAAACGCAUAAAGUUUCGUACGAACCUAGAACACGAAUACAUUCAGAACUUCAAAAUCCUGCAGGCGGCAUUCAAGAAGAUGAAUGUUGAUAAGAUUAUUCCCAUCGAUAAACUAAUCAAAGGUCGUUUCCAAGAUAAUUUUGAGUUUUUGCAAUGGUUCAAAAAAUUCUUCGACGCGAAUUACGACGGUAGAGAGUAUGACGCUUAUCUGGCACGGGAUAACCUACCGAUGGGUAUGGGUGGCGCUGGUGCACCAAAAGGCAACGGGGUCGCAGUAGCGGCAGCCUCUGUACCUCGCCGGGCACCACUCGUUUCAUCCACAUCACGAGAUAAAAUUAAGCCGAUGUCCAAAGUCACACCCAGUAGACCGAUGACGCAGACGGUCAGCAGACCAGCGGGCGGAUUGGGCUCCACAGCCAAUGCCAGCAAAUCCUCCUCGCAGAACAGCGUGACGAACCAGCAGGUGGAGGAACUAACGACGCAAGUCAUGGACAUGCGGUUACACCUGGAAGGGCUCGAGAAGGAGCGUGACUUCUACUUCAGCAAGCUGAGAGACAUCGAAAUUCUCUGCCAAGAAGACGAACAAAAUGAGACCCCAAACGCGCUGAUCCAAAGAAUCCUAAACAUUCUGUAUGCAACGGAGGAUGGCUUUGCCCCUCCGGAUGAUGUCCCGCCAGAGGAGGAAGAAUAUUAAAGAAAACUUUCGUCGCUAACGCACCAACAACGGUUUUGACGGGCACCUUCGCGUUUCACCGGUCACGAUCACAACUGUCACCGGGCACUGGCAUCAUCUUUCGAUCGUUUUCCUAAUGUUACACUUUCCGAUUGCCAACGCUUUCCUCCUAGCGAACUCCCGGAUAGAUGGGCAUCAAGUACGAGGGUCAACUAGUAGCUAAGCGGUUCUAAGAUGGUUCAGUCACUGAUCGUGGAGAUGAUUGCGCACAAGUGUACGAUCAAACAAGACACUAAUAAGAAAAAAAACAAGUAAGCGAAAGCUAAGUUACACCUUAUGAGAGAAGAAGAUUGCGGUAGUGGUGAGGUUUUGUUUCUUUUGUAUUUAAAAUAAUUCAUUAUUAUAAAUAACUAUUAUCGAUGUGACUAAUCAGAGCAGUUUUUUUUUCGCAAGCGAAACAUAAAGAGAGAAGUGUAAAAAGUAUGAAGUAGUUAUACAAUGAAUAAUUCUUCAACAAAAUUGGUAUUCUAUAAUCAACCAAACGAGUAUUGCAUCUACACGUAUAUAUUUACGCAAAAUUAGAAAAAAAAAAGAUCCAUCAGCAUUAUUUGCACAAAAGAUUUCCUUUCGGCAUGUUGUAUCUAGUGGCAGAACGUGCCGUUUGUAAUAUUGAAAGCAUUUCUGGGAUGGGUGAAAAUUGACUGUUUUACCCUAGUGUGUAUUGUUAUGCAUUUCGUCUUCGGUUAUCUUCGAUUUAAUCUGGAUUUGUGUUGUUUCUCAACUAUGCUCUGCGUUCAUUGAAUGAUUUACACCAUCUUUGAGAACGGAAAUCUCUUAAUAACCCGUAAAGCAGUGGUCCAUGUUGAAAUACAAGAUGCCUUGCUAAUUAUACCACCAGUCUUACACGAUCAAGUGAUUUGAUUAACGGAGCUUAUUCACAAAUCAGCAACCAAUAGAAACAGUUUUGAUGACUCAAACCCGCUACGAUAUUGUUUUGUUCGAAUAUUUGUCGUUUUCUACAGAGUGAGUGCCGUAAUUAUUAGAAGUUGUUUGCGCAUCAUGUUGGACAAAAUGUGGGAAAUGUUUAAGAACGCUACUAAUUUAUAUUUGUAAUAAAACUGCUAUAUCAGAACAUACACUGAAUGAUAGGCAUAUAAGGGUUAGCUCAAAUACUCUGUUGAUAAGAAGUCAUUGCAAAAAAAAACAUAAAAACGAAAAUCUUGAGAGUAACACAUCAUUUCGGACGCCCUCCCGCAUUUGUUACAUAAUCGUGUGAGAGUCGCAGCGAAUCAUAAAUAAAAUAUAUCUUAAAGAAACAUCUGUGCUAUUCCAACUGCUAUGACCAGUAUGUAUGAUCUUAUGGAACAAGAACAAAAAUCCUAAUGGAAACAAUUUUAACAAAUUUUGAGUUCUUUUUUUUUCUCUAUGACGUGACUCUGCUAAUUGAAAAUUACUUUUUCAUUAAUAGAAAAUACUAUCUGCAAAUGUGAA